Messenger RNA from Camelina sativa (false flax), 1412 nucleotides. RefSeq names its product bark storage protein A. Gene Ontology annotation, molecular function: catalytic activity. Gene Ontology annotation, biological process: nucleoside metabolic process. The record is from RefSeq and is a predicted model, not a curated record. Lineage: Eukaryota; Viridiplantae; Streptophyta; Magnoliopsida; Brassicales; Brassicaceae.
AUAUAUAACGUGUUGACUGUCUUCAUAUUUUAUCACUUAAUUACAACUCCGUCGUUAAAAAUAAUAGUGGGAUCCGCAUGUUUAAUGUCUGUAUAAAGAUUAUAAUAUCAAUUAAGAAAAAAAAUAAUCAAACCAAACGGGAAUUACGUGGGAAGAAGAAACAUCAUACAAGUUUCCGGAUCAGCCUCUCGCUCGUAUAGUCUCGGUCUUAAAUGUUACAUAUAUAUGCGUAUACCUGAGCUGUGGAUUUAAAUCUUAAACCAACCAAUUAGAUAGAUGGCUUCCCAUGGCCACACUCUUAAUUGUCUUUUUCCUCUUCUUCUCUUCGUCAUCUUCAUCUCUUUCUCACACGUUUCGCCCACACCUUUACACAAACUAGAAUCCGCCAUUACCAUCAGAAAAGUCAACCGCAGAGGACCUUACAUCGGCCUCGUGACUGUCUUUGAGACCGAAGAAGAUGCUUUUCUCGGCAGUGUGGAUUUCAGACCCGACCAUACUCACCCCUUCAUGGAUCUCUCUGGAAGGCGUUUUCGGAUUGGGAAAAUUCAUGGCAAGAAGGUUGUGUAUGUCAGAUGUGGCAUAGGAAUGGUGAACGCAGCAGCAGCAACACAACAGAUGUUAGAUGUGUUCAAUGUGAAAGGGAUCGUUCACUUUGGUAUUGCAGGAAAUAUAAACAACUCCAUGUCCAUAGGAGAUGUGAGCAUUCCUAAGCAAAUCACUAAUGCUGGCUUGUGGGACUGGCUGAAUCCAGACAAAGCAAAGGGAAGUGAGGAUGUAGCCUACUUAGAUGUCGGGAACUACAAUGUUCCACGAGGAGAUGGCAAAAACGAGCUAGGGACUAUUGGAUAUAGUUACGAGGAAUUAUAUUCAGUCAAUGGUCCUAUCAAUUCACCUCAGAAAGUGUUUUGGAUCAAUACAACUCAAGAGUGGCUUCAUCUUGCAGCUGGUCUAGAGAAGAUGGAGCUUUUGCAGUGUGUGAAUGCAAGUUUGUGUCUUCCAGAGAAACCAAAAUUGGUGGUCGGAUUAAAAGCAGCCACUGCUGACAUAUUUGUAGAUAAUGCAGCCUAUAGAACUUUCUUAUACAACAGUUUUGGGGUUUCUUCGUCAGAUAUGGAGAGUUCUGCCGUGGCUAUGACGUGCGUGUCAAAUGGGUAUCCGAUAAUUGUGAUAAGGGGACUAUCAGAUUUAGCUGGAGUAGGAGAUAACACUGUUAGAAAGUUUGGAUCUUUGGCUGCCACUAACACUGCGAAAGCUGUAUUGGAGUUCAUUAAGAAGCUCCCAUCGUCCCACAAAACUAAUCCCUACGCGUAACCUCUUGUUAUGAAUGUUUAAAUCUCUGUAUUUUUUUUUAUCAAAUAAGUUGUUCAGCUUCUUUGCUGUUUUUGAUGAUAAAAAACAAUUAAUUCAGCUUC